GUGUUCGAGUCAUUCACGCGCUACAUGGUCAGGAGGGUGCGAGGUGCGAGCUAUGCGACUGCUCUGAAUCUUGUCACACCGCUGCAGCAUGCCAUUCUGCUGUGUGCGGUCCUCGGUCUGAGCGAGAAGAACAACCGGUCCUUAAUACCUUGGUUGUGCCCCGUCAAUGGCCUCUCGAGGCGCUAUGUCCGGGACCAGUGCCAGUCGGCCAGGCUCGACAGG
Molecule: messenger RNA, 222 nt
Organism: Prorocentrum cordatum
Lineage: Eukaryota; Dinophyceae; Prorocentrales; Prorocentraceae
Source: the annotation of a GenBank genome assembly